UUUCCCAGUAAGUCCCUCCCACUGUACCCAACGUAGUUCGGUAAAAGGACGGUACAAAGGAACUCAACGUUUAGCAGCUGCUUAAGCACGGAUAAACUCAUGAACAGCAACGGAAUCAAAUAAAAUGUCUACAAACUUCUCAAGCUACCUUUUGACAAGCAUCAUUCUAUUCUCAGAAUUAGUGCAUGGAUCUGUGCCGGAACCUAAACAUGUAACAGUUUCUUCAGUGAACUUGGGUGCCGUUCUCUUGUGGGAUCCCGUCACCUCUGAAGACAAUGUCACCUACACAGCAGAGUUUGCAAGAGCAUACAAUGAAAAUCACUACAUCCAAGUGUGUCAAAAUAUCAGAGAAACAAAAUGUGAUUUCACUGGAAACAUCUCUGCUUUUGGCAUAUUCCACUUCCGUGUGAAGUCUGUUCGGCAGGGCAAUGCAUCCCAGUGGGUUUAUGUGAAGGCUUUUGCAGCAGACCUACACACACGCAUCGGGCCUCCCUCGGAUGUGAAGUUAAAAUCCAGAUCUGGGUUUCUGGAUAUCAACAUUUCAGAUCCGCUGAUGAAAAUAAAGGACAAGACUUUACAUAACACUUUUUCUAACGUUUUAUAUUUGGUUAGUUACUGGAAAAACACGUCAAGAGAGGAGGUCAAGACCAUUAGAAGUGAGCAAACAUUCUUAGUCCUGCAAAACCUGGAACCCUGGAGUACAUACUGUGUUCAGGUUCAGAUAUCUGUUUCAUUCAACAACACUGGGGAGCCCAGUAGACCAGUCUGCGAGAAAAGCACCAGUGAGGGUAAGACUCCUGGAUGGAUGAUUGCUGUCAUCCUGAUUUGCAGUUUGGUAGCAGUUGCUGCUGUCAUACUUUUCCUCUUCUUUGUUGGAUUCUAUACUUACAAAACAGUGCACUUUAUCUUUCCUUCCUGCAACCUCCCGGAGCACUACAAAGAGCUGCUGACAACAACUCCCAAUGCCUAUGCAUUCCUGGACAUACAAAACAACAAAGAGCUGGAUGAGGUCUUCGAUGAGAUCAGCAUUGUAUUGGAGCAGCCAGCAUCUCCCAUUGAGGCCAUGAAAACAGAGCAGGAGAGCAAGGAAAACCUGGAAGAACAGCCACUAGUGGAGGGGAAAGACGAUCCGGAAUUCAGAAAGGACAUACCACACUAUGGGAAUUUGAAUUAGCCUUUUUGUCUGGAUUACCAAUGCUCUAUCCUGAUAUUUACCACCUUGAGCUGGUUAUCAUCAUGUUUUUAGUGGUCCUUUCCACGGAUAUAUGUAGCAAAGACCUGUCUACCUUUCAACCAUAUUGGCAAGUGAUUCUUUACUCCAGUGAAGCGGGACCGGACUACUGUAGCAUCCUUCGUCUGAUAGGGUAUUAUUUUCUACCAAAGAUUUUCAAAUUCGGCUGUAAGUGGUGCAUGACACAGCAUUUUACAGACAUGGAAACUUUUAUAUUUGGCAGUGCUGCCAGCACCAUACCACCUCCCCUAUCUCAAUGUCCCAUAUCUCUUAUGACACAGCUAACUUGUAUCAUUGCUGCAGUUUUCUCAGUGAUGCUUGAAUUCAAUUUAAUAUAUUUUUUUUUUUUUUUUUUUUUUUUUUAAAGGCCAAACCCUCACAAACUUAAUGGGCUAAACAUUACACAGAACAAUAAUUAAACUGCUCUAUUAAAUUCUUUAUUUCUAGUUUUAUACCGUUAACAAUUGUUUUAUUUAUCUUUAAAAGUCUUUCAGCUGAUACUGUACUGUUGCCAAACCCUCAUGACUGAGGUGAUUCUACCAUUUGUUAUUUAUGUACAUCCUGUGGAAUCUUGCCACAUUUUUUUUCAAGGAAAAAGAGGAACUUGAUAGAGCAGAGUCUGACCUCAUAAAAUGCAAGUUCCGCAACAUGGAAGCAGGCGCAAGUCUCACAGCUUAGAAGAGUUUCUUUAUUUUUAUUUUUAUUUUUUUAUGUUUAUACAGGUUUCUUCAUAUUCUCAAGCUGUUAUAUUCCCUGUCUGAGGCAGAAUGGCGAAUUACUCAGUUUGCUUAAGGCCCUAUUCAGAACAGUGUGAUUUGUAACAUCAAAAACAAAACUGAAAAGUCCUGCUUCUUAUAAUUUUCAAAACUGCUAUUUGCCGGAAAACUGACAACACUGAGGCUGCAAAUACAUUUACAGAUAAGGGAAGUGCAAGUUUAACCCUGUAUUCUCAGUAGGAGGAGAUAUGAAGCUAGGCUUACAAAAAGGUCUCUAGCUUGGUGAGGUUCAUUCUUAUUUGUUAUUUGUCAUUCUUAUUUGUUGUUUACACAAUUGUACUUGAAAGGAUUAAAAAGUGAAAUUGUAGGACAUUAAUGAUUGAAUUACAGGGAUGUAGUAUAGGUGAUAAUAUGAAGUAAUGAUGUAAGAACAAAAACUGUAGAAAAAUAUAUAUUUAAGAUUCAUUUUAAUCCAACUGCUGUAGUCUGUUCAGGUCUGAGUCUGCAAAGAUUGGUAAAUAAAGUCUUUUACAUGUGUUA
Acipenser ruthenus (sterlet) is the source of this 2487-nucleotide messenger RNA. Its product is annotated as interleukin-10 receptor subunit beta-like. NCBI's taxonomy places the organism in Eukaryota, Metazoa, Chordata, Actinopteri, Acipenseriformes, Acipenseridae. Gene Ontology annotation, molecular function: protein binding. The record is from RefSeq and is a predicted model, not a curated record. The coding region runs from base 125 to 1174 and encodes 349 amino acids. The transcript is spliced from 7 exons.